GGAUGACGGACGAACUAUUUCAAAAUCACACGUCAGCGUGACCAAUCCAACUCCACCGCCCAAAAUAAAGUCAUCUCCAGAAAUUUCAGAUAAUUCUCUCUCACACACAGAAACACGCACAACGUGGUAAUGAAGUAUUUCUGAGCUAUGAAGAUGAUCAGGUACGCAGAUUGAAGUAAUUAAACUAGGUGACUGAGGCAUGCAUAUGAACUUCGAAUUUCCCAGGCAUAUUCCUUGGUUUGGAGCCCAUUCAAACAAGGAUACAUCAACUGUCAUAUCGACUGGUGCCCUUAUGGAAGCACCAAAACACGAGGCUUCGUUUGACAUCAGGCUUUGGAGAUGGUCCCUUUUCUCAUUAAUACCCUGGGCUAUCAGCCAGAGUGAUAAAAUCCAAAUUCGAACAUCUGUCAACAAAGAGCUGAAAAGGCAUAUGCAACCUCGUGGUCAGGCUGACAAUAGUACUCAGUACUCAACAAAACGUUUCAGACCUUAUGUUUCCAAAAUUCCGUGGCAUACAGGUCCAAGAGCUUUUCUGUCUCAGUUGUUUCCUCGAUAUGGACAUUACUGUGGACCCAAUUGGUCGAGUGGCAAAGAUAAAGGGUCUCUUAUAUGGGACAAACGACCAAUUGAUUGGUUGGACUUUUGCUGCUAUUGCCAUGAUAUGGGUUAUGACACCCAUGAUCAGGCCGAGCUUCUGAAGGCAGACAUUGCAUUCUUGGAGUGCUUGGAGAGGCCACAUAUGAAUACGAAAGGAGAUCCUAGUAUUGCUCAUCUUUAUAAGACGAUGUGCACUUCAGGUCUUAGGAAUAUAUUGAUACCUUACCGACAGCACCUUGUGAAGCUGCAAUCGAGGAAGUUACUUUUCCAAUUUGGAUGGCUGGCGGAUAUGAAAUGGAAAGUUUGGAACUUGUACAAAACAUAAGACAAAGAAUACACAGUAUUUUAAUAGCUGCAUGUAUAUUUCUAGCUGCUAUCUAAGGUAGAAGCUGUAGUUGUAUUUCUGGUGAUUGUCAAUGCUAUUUUUAGUCGGUCGGUGCGAACACUUAGUUGAACAUAGAAAAUAUGUAAGUGAAUCCCACUAGUGCUGACUCAGAAACACUAUUUAUGUAAUUAAUAGUCUUGAAAUUUACUUUGAUAUUUUUUCUUC
This is a messenger RNA of Olea europaea var. sylvestris, 1147 nucleotides long. RefSeq lists its product as uncharacterized. The record is from RefSeq and is a predicted model, not a curated record. The coding region runs from base 200 to 922 and encodes 240 amino acids. Gene Ontology annotation, biological process: arachidonate secretion; phospholipid metabolic process. The transcript is spliced from 3 exons. Lineage: Eukaryota; Viridiplantae; Streptophyta; Magnoliopsida; Lamiales; Oleaceae. Gene Ontology annotation, molecular function: A2-type glycerophospholipase activity.